AUGAGACGCCGGAGCUCGGUCGAUUCCGAAAGCGGAACGCUGCUAUCGACCCAAGCAUCCACGAAACCCAUCCUCGCCGACGCCAUCAAGCCCUUCGCCGUCCACAACUAUUCUAAUGAACUUGCCGCUACGUACGCUGCACUCAUCCUUGCCGAUGAGGGCAUUGAAAUCACUUCGGACAAAAUUGUCGCGCUGACGAAUGCCGCAUCGGUUGAGCUUGAGCCAAUCUGGGCAUCUCUGCUCGCGAAGGCGCUUGAGGGCAAGAAUGUGAAGGAGCUCUUGUCGAACGUUGGUGCUGGUGGAGGUGCACCUGCAGUUGGCGCGGCACCUGCGGCUGGUGGAGGCGCGGCUGCAGCGGCGGAGGCACCGAAGGAGGAGGAGAAGAAAGAGGAGGAGAAGGAGGAGUCAGACGAUGACAUGGGCUUCGGUCUCUUCGAUUAGUCUCGUCUUCAAUUUGUUCUCUCUUCAUCGCAUCAUCUCGUCAUGUAACAAUGACAUGCAUAGCUCUAUUUAUCUGCCGCGUUUCCCCAGUCCAACUUCGUUUUUGACGGGUUUCCAAGACCUAUCCUUGUUGUGCUCUCACCUUAUCGCCGUGGUUGGCUGUCCCCGCAAUGGCGGAAGGAGCAAGUCGUCACGCAAACCGAAGCAUCGUUGCAUAAAUUACAGUCGCUUUUGAAGGGCUGUGCUCUCUUUCGCUAUGCUGUAAAGUUCCGUAGCCGAUAGUGAGAGCUGCUUCGAUCUCAUGCCUCUGAGCUCCUAUGUUCCAGGAGGUCGCCUCAAGCCACGUUCUCAAUCAAAACUGGGAUGGUGUAC
Messenger RNA from Laetiporus sulphureus 93-53, 813 nucleotides. RefSeq lists its product as uncharacterized. The transcript is spliced from 4 exons. Gene Ontology annotation, cellular component: ribosome; cytosolic large ribosomal subunit. Gene Ontology annotation, molecular function: protein kinase activator activity; structural constituent of ribosome; ribonucleoprotein complex binding. Lineage: Eukaryota; Fungi; Basidiomycota; Agaricomycetes; Polyporales; Laetiporaceae. Bases 1 to 441 code for a protein of 146 amino acids. Gene Ontology annotation, biological process: translational elongation; cytoplasmic translation. The record is from RefSeq and is a predicted model, not a curated record.